CGGACCUUCAGCCAAACAGUUCAAGUGCAAAUGUCAAAAAGAAUGCUAAGCAAAGUGAGCGCAGCGAUUUUAAUUUUAACGGUAAUUUUCUACCAGGCAGCAGCAGCGCCACAGGAUACGGUGGACGCGCCUGCUUCACCAGAGGGUCGCGCCAGCGAUAUCGAUGAGAGCGAUAUCGAAGAGCGCGCUUUGAAUUUUCUAAACGUGAACAACUGGAAUGAGCAGGCCAUCGAUAGCCGUUAUAAUGGCGCCGAUGCGACCGCUUUGGCCUAUGCUUUGAAUAGAAUCUACACUGGUACGGCCGCAUCCUACAAGAAGAUGGUCAAGUUGCAAUUGUAUUUGUUCCAGAAAUUCGACGAUGCCGGCGAUGUGAAUGACAAAUACUAUUUCAAUGUGGCAUACUACUUUUUGAAUAUCAGAAAGAACAAAUACUACAACAGUUUGACCAACGAACAGAAGCGCAAAUUGAACGAAUACAAAAGCUAUCUGCCGCCAUCGCUCGACUUUAUCUUCUUCCAGCCAAACUUUUGCUUGAUGAAUCGCAAAUACUUGCAACACAUGUAUGCCGCCGACAGGGCCAUUGAUGGCCAACGUGAUUAUAUUUUCGUCUUUACAAACAAUAACAACAAUGUUAAUAAACGCCCUUGGACAACGCAAGUGACCGAUGUGUCCAACGAUCGGCAGACGAAAUUGAAAUUCACGCUCAAACACAAUCAAUCGAAACGCGUCGCUUAUUUGGAGCGCAACAGCUACAAUGGCCAGUCUAAUAUGGUGGCCGCUUGGCACUCUAGCUUCCAGCAACCCAACAAUGCCGACUGGACUGUGGAGCUCUACCAAAAUCAGCUGAUAUUUAAGCAGAAUGGACGCCUCAUCUGUGCCAGUGACUCGAUGUACAACAACAACCGACGUUACGUGUUUGGGCAGGGCGGACAUGGAAAUGGCAAUAACGCACCAGAAUGUCAGUGGUAUGCCAAGGAGUGUCCAUGAGGAGAGUGUGAUAGAAAAGUUAGUGCAUACAGACACACACACACAUCGAAAGGAACUGGUAAAUGUAAAAAUGUAAUAGACAAAGCCGAAUAAAAUGAAAUUAAAAUUGCAAACGAAAAA
Molecule: messenger RNA, 1107 nt
Organism: Bactrocera dorsalis (oriental fruit fly)
Lineage: Eukaryota; Metazoa; Arthropoda; Insecta; Diptera; Tephritidae
Exons: 1
Coding region: 31-987 (318 amino acids)
Source: RefSeq, a predicted model, not a curated record